Budorcas taxicolor (takin) is the source of this 1182-nucleotide messenger RNA. RefSeq names its product ubiquitin associated protein 1 like (gene UBAP1L). The record is from RefSeq and is a predicted model, not a curated record. Gene Ontology annotation, molecular function: ubiquitin binding. The coding region runs from base 1 to 1182 and encodes 393 amino acids. Gene Ontology annotation, biological process: ubiquitin-dependent protein catabolic process via the multivesicular body sorting pathway. Lineage: Eukaryota; Metazoa; Chordata; Mammalia; Artiodactyla; Bovidae. Gene Ontology annotation, cellular component: ESCRT I complex. The transcript has 6 exons.
AUGAAUGCCCUGGAUGAUGUCCCCUUCAAGGUGCCUAAGGGCUUUGUGAUAGCCACAGAGCCCCUCCCUGGGCCAGAUCUCAGUGUUCCAGACUGCAGGGAACUUCUGCUGGGCUCUAUGCACGACUUCAGCCUGGAGAGAAGGACGCUCUUCUGGGUGGAGGCUGUCAUCCGGGGACCCUGCCCAGGCCAAUGCGAUGCUCCAGGGGCAGCUUCCGCCCCUCCGGCCUGGCUCUUGCUGGCCAGCCCCGAGCAAGGGCUGGAACCCGUGCCUGCCGCAGUUGAAGAUCCGGAGGCCGGAUCCCAGGAGCAGCCUGAGGAGAAGGAGGAAGAGGAGGAGGAGGAGGAGGACCAGGAUGAGGAAGCAGCCUCCUCUGCCAUGGAGGAAGACCCGGAGCCCUGCAGCCCGCAGCCCAGCUCCGCGGCGAGCCCCCGCCUGGGCCAACACCGGUGCUCGCUGGACAUGCUGCGCGGCAUGAGGUCGGAGCUGGCUGGGGCUAGGCGGCGGCUCUCCGAGGGCAAGCUUGCCUCCCACCCCCGCAGCCUGCUGCACCGCCUCCGCCACCGAGCUCUGAGCCUCUGCCCUGCGCCGCCCCUGGGCCCAGCGCCUCCACCCCGCAGUGCUCCCACGCAGAACCCGCAGUCCCCUACGUCGCUCCCCAGCACCCUCACGCUGCCCCCGCGGCCUUCCACGGCCGGCGCCAUGCCCCCGCUGCGGAGCCACAAGCCCACAGUUGCGUCCCUCAGCCCGUACACCUGCCUGCCACCUGCUGGACAGGCGCCCCAGCCUCGUGCUGCCCACAGAUCGCAACCUGAUUCUGCUGACUUGCUGUCUGCCCUGAGCCAGGAAGAGCAAGACCUCAUCGGGCCAGUGGUUGCCCUGGGGUACCCCCUGCACAGGGCCAUCGUGGCUCUGCAGAAGACGGGGCGGCAGAGCCUGAGCCAGUUUCUCAGCUACCUUAGCGCCUGUGACCGGCUGCUGCGACAGGGCUACGAGGAGGGGCUGGUGGAUGAGGCCAUGGAGAUGUUCCAGUUCUCCGAGAGCCAGGCAGGGGAGUUCCUGCGCCUCUCGGAGCAGUUCAGCGACAUGGGCUUCCAGCAGGACCGCAUCAAGGAAGUGCUGCUGGUCCAUGGCAACCGCCGCGAGCAAGCCCUGGAGGAGCUGGUGGCCUGUGCCCAGUGA